GGUAAGAGCUAUAGAAAGAGAGAGAGAGAGAGAGCGAAUAAAAGGCGGGAAGCGACUCUCUCUGUGUUAGCAAUCCCAGAGGCUGGAUUACGGAUGCGAGAGCCGCCACGUGAAUCCAAAGACACGGUUUUCGGUUGCGACAAUGGCCUAUUUAUUUAAACGUAUGUUUAUACAUAACAGAUGUGUCGUCGCUGUUGGCGAAACGAAGUGAAAUCAGCAUGUCCCGGGAUAGUAAACCAGCUCGCCGAUCUCCACACGUGGCAGGAUGAUGACGCACCAAAGCUGACAUUGUAAGAUGAAGAUGCUGAGAGCAGUUGGAAAGGCAUUACAACAGCAAGAAGCAAUAAUAGUAAUGAUGAAUGUCUGCUAGGAAUUGGCUGGAAUCAGUCAGAACAGAUCAAUUUUUAUUUUUUACUUAAUUUAAUUUUUGCCCUUUUUUUUUUUUUUUUUUUUUUUUUUUUGCAUAUUUGAUAUAUUUUUAUAUUGUUUUUAAAAAGAAACAAAAAAAUUUUUUUACCAAUCUUAAAAAAAAAUAACAACAACAAAAACAAGCUUAAAAAGAACUGACUUUCCUGUUGAAAAAUAAACUGCAAAUAUGCUUAAAAGAAAGAAUAAUUGCUCGGCAAACUGCAAAGCGGUUAUUUUGGGCCAACAAAAAUUUUGUACGUUGUGUGAGAAAGAUCAUGGUGAAGAUCUGACCUUUGACCUUGAAACUGUUGGAAAAGGAAAACCUUUUCGCUGCCAGUUUUGCAACCAGGCGUUUUCUGACUCGUGCCUGUUUGUGAAACACAUGGAAUUGCAUCUUGGGAAGAGUCUGUAUCGGUGUGAAUUCUGCGGCACUCUUUUCGGGGAUUUUUUGGAGUUGAUCACUCACCGGAAAGACCAUCUGAUGUUUGCCUGCAACCACUGCGACAAGAGGUUCGGCGAUGAGGAAUCGCGGAAGAAACACGUUAACAGACUUCAUGAGGACCCUCUGAGAGUGAGUAAGAAAAAAUUUUCUCUGAGGAUCGAUGAAAUCCUCCAGAAGAAUACGGCUGUCCUGAAACCAUUCCAUUCCUGUGACAUCUGCUUUGAGAAUUUCCCGCAGUUGUCGCAGCUGCUCAUUCACAAGAAGACGCAUACAAAGGAAAAGCCGCAUAAGUGCAACAUCUGCGGAAAAAGCUUCAAACACGACAAUGUGCUGAAGGUGCAUCAACAAUUGCAUGAACAGCAGUUUGUCUCGGUGAGUGUCUCCGCGGGUGACAGUAAACACGCCAGCACCCUCUGCAACCAAAACCUCUCUCAUAACCGCAAGACUGCGCCGCAGCAAACUCAGAUGCAAGCAAAAGAGAAACCCAAAGCCACUGCUCUCAAAGAGAACUCCGACUCCAAACCAAUCCCAGUGCUGUUGGCAACACAGUUGGGUCCAACAGGUGUUGCUCUUUCAGAGCAUACGGAACCAGCCAUAAAAAAACGGGGCCCUGUUAUAGAGAAUCUAACACCAGCUCAUCUGGGAGCCAAAACUGUGUAUUUACUUAGUAAACCGCAGACUCAGUUGAACUCGGCAAUAAAUAUUUGUCCGCCAUCUCCUCUGCUGAACAUACAGCGAAAUUCAGUCAUUCAACAGGUAAGGCAUGACAGACCAGUGCUUGUUGCCGGUCAGAAUGUUCCGGUGAAGAUUCUGAAAUCACCAGAGAAGGUCGAUUCAGCAGGGUUUCUAAGCAAUGGUGUUUCGCUUGAGAAGAAGCAACAACAACUCGGAGCGGUCGCUGUGUCCGAUCCUAAGAACAACAUUUCUACACCAAAAGUCAAUGGCAAAAGUAACAAUGGGGUCGUCAGUCCAGUGGUUAUGGAGAAUUACCUGAUUUUGAAAUUGCCGUCGACAGAGACGAACCCCUUAAAGAUACCAAAUUACGGUGCCAUUGUGCAAUCUCAUCCAUGCAGUGUUGCUUCACCUGUUGUGACGGCACCAACACAGACAGCAGAAGCGAUGGAAAUCAGCAUCGCAGACUCUACAAGUCUUCAUCUCAAUAACAGCAUUAAUUAUUCCGAGAUGAAAACGAAAGCCUGCAAAACCAAAUCUGAUCGAGAACCAGAUUGUAAUAAAAGUUCCAAUCUGGGCCCAAAUCUAGAAAGGGAUCAAGAAGAGCAGCCUCUAUCCCUUGUAAAAUCAGAACCAGCUGAAAAUACUGAAGACAAAGGUUUUGAGAACUUUGCCAAAGACACUGGCAAAAUAGAAUCUAUGUCUGCCUCUGUUGAGAUGUCGUCUCAAGUUGUGAUGCAUAGUGAAACACCUUCUCGGAAUGGUGAGGAGAACAAACUUGAAGCCGCAGUGAAAGCUGACGUUGAAGUGGAACAGUGGAUUAAGCGGGAAAGAGAUUCUUCGGAUUAUGAAAUGGUUGUGGAAUCUGAUGCUGUCCCCGAGAGACGUGAAGUCGUGCCGCAGUCCUCCGUGAAACGAGAACUAGCAGAACGUGCACCGGUUGAAGAACGAGGGGAAACGAGGAAUGAUUUCGUGUUGGCGGUGAAACAGGAAGUUGAAAAUGAAGCGAGUUCUCCAAGAAUUCCUGAAGGCAGAGUAAUUGAUGCUGCAGAGAAAAGUCAAACAAUGAUGCUGGUUGAAGACAAACCGGGGGAAAAUGCAAAACAGGAAAAAGGAAACGAUGGUAAAAAUGAACAGAAAGAAGGAGAAGAAAAUAAAGACGGUAGGGAACAUCUCUGUAUACAUUGUGGGAAGAAUCAUAGCAAAGCUCUGGUUGAGUUCCUUGCACAAAGUCCCAAAGACAAGCCAUUCAAGUGCCAAAUCUGUGGGGAUAUAUUCUCCAUUGGGUGUCUUUUCAUUAGACACAUAAACAGCCAUGAAGAGGUAGAGGGCAGCAUCCUGUACCAAUGUGAAGUCUGUGGCAACAUCUUUGAGCAGUUUCUCUCUCUGUUCUCGCAUCGGCAAGCAAAACACCACCGUUUGUCAAACUACAACUGUACCCAGUGUCGGCGGGCGUUUCUCUGUGAGUCUGACUUGAAACGUCACAGGCGACUGGUACACUUUGUCGAGAAGGCCUUCGUCUGUGACUAUUGUUGUAGGUCCUUCUCGCAGAAAUGCAACCUCGUGUUUCAUCGGCGCACGCACACGGGCGAACAGCCUUACGGUUGCGACCACUGUGGCAAGCGAUUUGCUCGACCGGGCAACCUCAGCAUUCACCUGCGCACACAUAACAUGGUAUCGAAACUGAAAAUGCACAGAUGCAACACGUGCGACAAGCCGUUCAAGACACGACAACAACUCAAGUUUCAUGCCCAACUGAUGCACCACAACUACCACGAUGACUAUCAAGACCGUAACCAUGACAACCGCAGUGGUAGAGGCAGCAGUGGAGGUAGUGGCAGUGGCAGCGGCAGCAGCAGUAGAGGUGGUGGCAGCAGCAGUGACAUGCCGUUUAAGUGCGACAUUUGUGGUGAUAGUUACUCGAAUUGCAAGGAUUUGAAGGAACAUGUACAACUGCACCAGUCAGGAGACAAACAGACUUACAGAUGCAACAGUUGCGGCAGGCAGUUCUUGCACUCCUAUAUGCUACUCCGGCACAAACUCUCGCACAAGGGCCGAUACUGUCAGUCGGCUAAAGUCCAGUCCUCUCGGACGGCACCACAACCAUGAAUGUUGAGAGAGGACCCACCCCACUGCUCCAGUCUCCAUUCCCACCUUAUUUUAAAAAAAUGUGGGGGCACGGCCCCUCCUUCCAUCAAUGCUGAUGUCUCACCCCCACCAAUCACUAAAUGUGUGAAAGAAAUAGAAACAGAUGGAUCUGCCUCCAUGUGACCGUUCACUGUUCUCAAAAUAGCUACAGAAUUUUCCUCAAAAUCAAACACUUGCCAUCAAGAAAAUGUAAACUCACAUUAGACAAUGUAGUCCUAGAUACUCUUUUAUUUGUUUUAGCCAUGUGGCUGUGGUCAUGCUGGAGCACUACUGUGCUAUGUCUGAAUAAAAGAACAAUCAGAUGGUCACAGCUGAAACAACUGUCUUUCAUUGUAGGUCCACUGGAUGGGGACUGACCUAGGGUUAAAUAACAGGGAAGGGCACAUUGGAUAAUGUAGUCCUAGAUAUACUUUCUAUCAUGGUUCUGGUGGAUCAACACUGACCUGCUGCUGAACAACGAUAUCAACAUCAGCAACAACAAAGAAGGACACAUCAGAUGAUGUAAUCCUAGAUACACUAUGCCUGAAUAAAAGGCAGGAUGGUCACAGAUCAUAGCUGUGGGGGAUCAGGGCUGAACUGAGGCUAAACAAUAACAACCAAAGCCGUCCAGAACUGAAAUAAUUAUUAACGUGGAAUGAUAUGGGGUUGUUUUUGUUGUUGUUUAGCCCUAGGUCAGUCCUGAUCCACUAAACCUAUGAUCAAAGACGUUCAAGGACUACAUUAUCUAAUGUGUCCUCCCUAGCACUUUUUGUUUAGCCCAAGGUCAGCCCUGUUGGGGCUGGUCCAAUAGAUCUAUGUCCAAAGGUGCUCCGGCUGUGACCAUCCUGUCUUUUAUUCAGACAUCGUGUAUCUAGGACUACAUUAUCUAAUGUGUCCUCCCUAGCACUUUUUGUUUAGCCCAAGGUCAGCCCUGUUGGGGCUGGACCAAUAGAUCUAUGUCCAAAGGUGCUCCAGCUAUGGCCAUCCUGUCUUCUAUUCAGACAUCGUGUAUCUAGGACUACAUUAUCUAAUGUGUCCUUCCAUGUUCUUUAACUCUAUGUCAGCUUUGAUCCAGUAGGCCUAUGAUCAAAGAUGUUCCAGCCAUGACCAUCCUGUCUUCUAUUC
Molecule: messenger RNA, 4774 nt
Organism: Octopus bimaculoides (California two-spot octopus)
Lineage: Eukaryota; Metazoa; Mollusca; Cephalopoda; Octopoda; Octopodidae
Biological process (GO): regulation of transcription by RNA polymerase II
Molecular function (GO): RNA polymerase II cis-regulatory region sequence-specific DNA binding; DNA-binding transcription factor activity, RNA polymerase II-specific
Source: RefSeq, a predicted model, not a curated record